This is a messenger RNA of Musa acuminata subsp. malaccensis (wild Malaysian banana), 834 nucleotides long. Its product is annotated as dormancy-associated protein homolog 3. The record is from RefSeq and is a predicted model, not a curated record. NCBI's taxonomy places the organism in Eukaryota, Viridiplantae, Streptophyta, Magnoliopsida, Zingiberales, Musaceae.
GAUCUACUACUGUUGGUUCUCUGUGCAAGUGAGCUCUUCUUAGGGGCAUUUCCGUGAUUAAGUGGAGGACUAUGGGCCUUCUUGAUCAGCUCUGGGACGACACCGUCGCCGGGCCUCGCCCAGAGACCGGUCUCGGCCGCCUCCGGAAGCACUCGUCCUUCGGCUUCCGCCCCAGUUCCGGCGGCAAAGCAGAGGGAGCAGCGGCGCACGGAGGGAUCGCCCGAUCGGAGGGCGGCGGCGAGGAUGUCGAGGUGAGGGUGACGCGGAGCAUCAUGAUCAAGAGGCCGGCUGGGUGUCCGUCGCCGGGGAACGCGACGCCGCCGGCAUCGCCCGCGGGAUCCACGCCACCCAUCUCCCCCUUUUCCGGAGGCAGGGAGUGGAACCGGUUUAGGAGGAAAUCAUCAUCCGAUGCAUAUGAAAGAGUGGUGGGAGGAGGAGGGGAAGGAGGAGGAAUGGUGGGUCUUGGAUCGCAGAAUCCUUCUCCUCCUCACGAGGUUUGAGCUGUGCUGAGCACCCUCCUCUUCCAAUAUUGCUGUUAGACUACUACCUGCACCAUGAGAGGUAGAGAAUCACAGAGCAAAAUGAGGCAGGCAGUGCAGGUUUCUUUGCUCCAUGUACUAAUAAGUUUAUGCUUGUAAGAUUUAGUAGUAUGGGUGGUGAGAACUUGGAGAUGGAAGUCUCUUUUUACUGUACAGGGUUGGGGGAAGCUGUUUGGUUGGUGUGGCUGUGUUCCUUCUUUUCCAGACAAUGUAAUAAAAGCUUGUGAUGAUGGUAGCUGGAAUGAGAUAUGUUGGUAGUGGCACUUAUCAACUAUGUUAUGAUCCCUUUUGCAUA